AUGGCAAAUGUUGCAACAGCAUUGUUUGAUGUCAAAGUAAUGCUGGAGGCCCCAAGAUGUUCUCCUGCCUUACUGAGAAGGCUGUGGAUUUACUUCAACAAACAUGACUUGAGUGUCCUAUCGCACAGUUUGGUGGCUUUUCAGACUUUGAUACAACUUUUUAUGAUCUCGUAUUUGUCGCAAUGGACCCAAGGUAAAGAUCGAAUGGUUGCACUAGGUGCUUCCUAUGAAAGGUACAUGAUUAAUUGGACCCAGGGACAUCCUUUGGGUCGUCGUUUUGAGCUCUGUUCUAAAGAUUACCGAAUAGAGGAAGGCGAAGUUUUAUCUACCUUUUCCGCUUUACAGUACAGAAAGAUUCCUGGUAAGCUUUUAUUAUUUGUAGACGAAAGCUAUUGGGUACCAAAAACAGUAAACAUGCUUCGUUGGUAUUAUGAGGUUUUGGAUUGGCUACUUGAUCACGUUCAGGUUUGA
Schizosaccharomyces cryophilus OY26 is the source of this 471-nucleotide messenger RNA. RefSeq lists its product as uncharacterized. Lineage: Eukaryota; Fungi; Ascomycota; Schizosaccharomycetes; Schizosaccharomycetales; Schizosaccharomycetaceae. The record is from RefSeq and is a predicted model, not a curated record. Bases 1 to 471 code for a protein of 156 amino acids. The transcript has 3 exons.